Messenger RNA from Aplysia californica (California sea hare), 7383 nucleotides. Its product is annotated as nephrin. Lineage: Eukaryota; Metazoa; Mollusca; Gastropoda; Aplysiida; Aplysiidae. Gene Ontology annotation, biological process: cell-cell adhesion. The record is from RefSeq and is a predicted model, not a curated record. Gene Ontology annotation, cellular component: cell-cell junction. Gene Ontology annotation, molecular function: cell adhesion molecule binding.
AGAAGAGGAGGAGAGAGAGACGGAGAGACAGAGCGACAGAGGAGGAAGGAAGACGGGACAGAGGGAGGAGAAGGAAACAUCUGUUCGCACAUGGGCAGUGUGGAUGUUGUGUAGACGUGAAACCUCUCGUGUUCAGGGAGGAGACAUAACAGACCGAGCCCCUACCUCCCCGAGGUCAACAACCCCCCUCCCCCACUUACUUACUCUCCCCAUCCCUUGAGGCGACACGGACCGUAGACAAGCGUGGAUAACAGAAGUCUGCGAGGCGGUUGUCCAAGGGAAAUAACCCAAGAAAAUGAGGACCCUGCUGCACGCGCUCUCGUUGUUACCGGCCUUAUUUAUUGCAGUUGACUCCAUCCAACACUUCACGGAAAUCCCCAAGAACACCAAUGUGAUCCGCGGCCAGACGGCGGUGCUCAAAUGUGUCAUUGGUGACCGCAAGGGGGCGGUGCAGUGGACCAAGGAUGGCUUCCCCCUGGGUUUCAACCGCACCAUCCCCGGGUUCAGCCGGUACUCCAUCUCCUCCACCAAUGACGACGAGUUCAACCUGAUGAUCGUCAAUGCUGACCUGGUGGACGACGCCACUUUUGAGUGUCAGGUGCUGCCGAAGGACGGGGAUGAUCCACUCCGGGCUAGUGCUACACUCACUGUGCUAGUGCCGUGCGAGCCGCCCAAGAUCCUGGACUACAACAACGGCUCCACGGUGGAGGUGCCACACACACAGGAGACCCUGGAGCUGACCUGUGAGGCCAGGCUGGGCCGACCCGCUGCCUCCAUUGACUGGUACCGUAACGGGAUCAAGGUGACAGAGAACAUUCGCUACGGCGUGGAGUCGUUGCCCGGCGACAAGCGCGAGACGGCCCGCAGCACCCUGACCGUGUCCCUGUCCAACCACCACGAGGAGAAUGGGGCGGUGUACCGUUGUGAGGCCAGCAACAGCGCUGUGUUUGGGCCUGCCCUCACUGCCAGCGUGUCCCUCAGUAUACUCUUCCCGCCGGGUCCCCCUGAGAUCUCCGGCUACGGUGGCCGAGUGGUCAAGAUCAACGACUCCCUGGUGCUGACCUGUGUGUCGAAGGGAGGCAACCCGCUGGGCACGGUCACCUGGUACCGUAACGACCAGCCGGUAGACUGGAGCUUCACCUCGGGCAGCAACCGCGCCAUCAACGAGUACACCUUCAAGGUCGGCCCUAGCGACAACAACGCCGUCUACCGAUGUCAGGUGACCAACCUAGUGGCCACAGAGCCGCUGACCUCGGAGUACCGCUUGACCGUUCACUUCCCUCCGACCAGUGUAACCAUGUCUGGUGCCCAGUCGGCAGUCAAGGCGGGUCGGAGGGUGACCUUGACCUGUGUGUCGUCCAACUCCAACCCUCGAGCCACCAUCAUGUGGGUGUCGAAGGAGAACCAGUUACCCAGGAGUGACGUUACAGAGACGUACAGCGAGUCUCCUGACGGAGGAUACAUCACCACGUCGAGGGUCAGGGUCACCGUGAGGCACCAGGACCACAACUCCAAGGUCACGUGCCGGGCGAGCAACUCUGAGUUCGGACAGACCGUCGCAGACAUGGUCACUCUCACAGUUUUGUACCCUCCCAACGCCCCUCACAUCAACGGCUACGUGCAGGGCUCCUCUAUACGAGCCGGGGACCUGGAGAGAAUGACGUGUAUCUCUAUAGGAGGGAACCCCAUAGCAGAUGUCAAGUGGUAUAAAGGUAACAAACUGAUCAGAGAUGCGGUCUACAAGAAACUGACCAACAUCGCCUCGUCUGAGCUGGCUAUUGUGGUGGACGCGGAUGACAACGGGGCGCGAUACACCUGUAAGGCCAGCAACCGCGCCACGCCCACGCCACUGCAAGUCAGCAUCACCCUCACCGUGCACUUCCCUCCGGCCCACGUGGUCAUCUCCCUGAGCCCGUCCCAGCCCAGCGCGGGCCAGCAGGUGGACCUGACCUGUGUGAGCUCCUCCAGCAACCCGGCCGCCGAGAUCACCUGGCUGCGUAACGGCCGGCGCAUGACUGGCGUCAGUCUGGGCACAGUGGAGGCGGAGCACGGCGGCAAGAACACCACCAACCGCCUGCGUUUCUACCCCACCUCGCGCGACCACAACGCCGUGUUUGGCUGCCGCGCCACCAAUCGCCUGCUGGACCAGUCGGUCACCGACGCCAUAACGCUCAACGUCUUGUUCAAGCCGGAGUUCAACGACGCCACACUGCCGAGCAAGAUUGACGUGAAGAAAGGGGAGAGGACUAGCAUCAACCUGACGGCGUACGCCAACCCUCCCAACGUGACCUACACACUGUUCAAGGGUGGCUCCUCCUUCAGCACGCCCUCACGCUUCCGGCUGGGUAACGGCUACCUCAACAUCUCCAGCAUCUCCAAAAAUGACAAGGGAAACUACACCAUCAAGGGAGAGAACAACCAGGGAUUUUCAACCUUCAAUUUUUCCAUCAAUGUCAAAUACCCAGCGCGUGUGGUGGACAUCACAAACCGACUGUCGCUCAACGAGGGAGACACCGCCAUGUUUGCCUGCAAGGUGGACGCCAAUCCCAUGGUGCCUAACAUUGUCACCUGGACACGGUCGGACUUCGACAUGAGCCGUACCCAGACCAAGGUGGAAGGGGAGACCACCUACCUGUCCGUGCCUGACCUGACCAAAGAGGAUGCCGGGACGUUCAAAUGCGUGGCAGACAACAGGAUAGGCUCCCCUGCCACCAGCAAUGCCCGGCUCAUUGUCAAAUUCAAGCCGGUGAUUGACAAGUCUCCGGAGACGAGCCGUUCAGCCGGGGAGAAGGGCACGACGGUCACUCUGAAGUGUAAUGCUGAGGGGGCGCCAUCAGUCUCCAUCUCCUGGACCAGGAAUAACCGUGCGGUGCGGUCUGGAAGCAAGUACCGGAUCAACUCGCGCUCCUCUGGCUCCAUCAGGUUUGAGAGCACCCUCAAGGUGAAGAACUUAACGCGCGAGGACUAUGGGGCUUACGUCUGCACAGCCGCCAACAGCAAGGGAAGCGACUCUCAUAGCAUCACGCUCAGCGGAACGAGCAAACCGUACCCCCCGUCCAACAUCACGUUUGUCAACGCCACAUCCAACAGCAUCACUCUCCGCUGGAAGGCGGGUUUCGACGGCGGGCUGCCCCAGUCCUUCCGUGUACGCUACAAACCCACGGACAAGAGGGGAUACGUCUAUGUGGAUGUCCGGCCCUAUGGAGCAAAUAUCUACAAGAUAAAAGGUCUGGAUCUGGGAACGUUGUACGAGUUUGCCGUGCUGGCCUUCAACGACAGGGGAGAGAGUUCCUACAUUGCUCAAGGCAUCCAGGCCAAGACGUCGGACGUGGUGGCCCCGACGGACAUCGCCACCAAGGAGCUGGAGGGAGCAGACGAGAUCCCAGUGAUCAUCAUCCUGGUGGUGUGUAUUGUGGGCGUGUUCAUCCUGGCCCUCAACGUUGGACUCAUUCUCUUCUUCAUUCAGCGGCGCAAGAAGAGGCUAGAAGCCGGCGCGAGCGAGACAACAAGCCACACCAACACGUUUGAACUGUACGGCACUGGCAAGGGGGACCACUCCAUGUGCCCCGCACCCUCUGACGACACGCGCAGUUAUGGGACUUACGACAAGAGCAUGGACGAUUUCUCUGACGACUACAUACGGGAUUACGAGGGAAAGACCGGCUUUGCAGCGGUCAUCUCUGAGCUAGAGACCCUGAGCUAUCUGCAUGAGAACCAGAACCGCAGGGUGGAGGGAUGGCCCCGGCGGCCUGAACCAAUCCGUACAAGAUGGCCCAUCCGAGAAGCAAGAAGGGAUUUUAUGAGAACGGCGUGCAGAACGGAGAUAUUUACGAGUUCAAGAGUGGUUCUCGUGGCAAGGGUAUGAACGAGCUGUCAGACCGCCCACCUAGCCGGCCGUCCAGUCGAUCGGGUAAGACCCCCCCUCCCCCUCCCACCCGCUCUUCCAGCAGGGGAGGUGAUUACAUCCCGCCGCUUCCAGCCCGCAACUACGACCCCGAGGAGAUAGCCCCGCCCCGCUACGGACCCACGCCAGGUUCUUCCUCGCUCCUGUCGCCCAACAUCGUGCCAAACCCCAGCUACCGUGGGCCCACCUCGCCCACGGCCCGCAGCCCGUCACCCCACCACCAGCAGUACUCUCCGUCCCCACACGACACCUUGCCCGUCGGGGCUGAGAUGAGAGGUCACUUAGUGUGACCCCCCCCAUCCCACAACCACCCGGACAGACAGCAGCCGACAGCGCAGCAGCGCGUUAUUGUGUGUUGCCAGCACAUAACAGGAUUGUGUGUUGACUCGGACAAUGUGGGGCACCAGAUGACUGUGUCAACUGUCUACGACUGCAGGAGGGGGAGGGGGGAGGAAUUUGUGAAUCCUCUCUGGUGGAUGAGAUUUGGUGCUGGGCAAGUUUGUUGUGAAAGAAAGAGAGAAAGAGAAGAAAAGGAGAAGAGAAAAUUGAAAGUUGUUUUGGAGUCAUGUUUGUGUGUAUGAGAGAGUGCGUGCGUGUGUGCGAGUGCUUGUAUGUUUGAGUGUGUGUACGUGUCUAGGUGUGAAUACAUGGGUGUGAUGAUGGCAAGCAGGAGACUUGUGCUUGUGUGUUGAUAAAAACACUUCAACGCCAUCAUGAUAUUAUGAUUCAUAUAUAUAGCCUGGAGAUGUGGAUAGUUCGACCUGAAAGUAAUUUGAAUGAACAAUCUACACCCUCACUCUGGCCGCCCUCUCCUCAGGUGAUCAGUGGAAGCCAGGGGUUGAAAUAUCUGUGUAUGUUUGUGUUAGUACGUUUGUGUGUUGGUACGCUUGGCGCGCUGGCUCCAGUAAGACACAAUGACAGUGGCAGAAAGUAUGUUCUAUGCAUUCAAACAAAAUGGUGCACAGAUGUGUUACAAGGAAGCAGACAGUAUGGCUGUAUGUCGACUGGCGUCGUGUCAACUGGUGGCCUAUAUGUCGACUGGCGUCGUGUCAACUGGUGGUGGCCCAUAUGUCGACUGGCGUCGUGUCAACAGGUGGCCUAUAUGAUGUCGACUGUCGUCGUGUCAACUGGUGGCCUAUAUGUCGAAUGGCGUCGUGUCAACUGGUGGCCUAUAUGUUGAAUGGCGUCGUGUCAACUAGUGGCCUGUAUGUCGACUGAUGACACAAAGAAAAACCCAGUGCCAUGAUAUCUCAAAGCAGUAGUGACAACAACACAGGAGCUGUGGGGACUCUGUUCAUUUCAGUGAUUUCGGUUGUUGCUACAACGCUGUCAGUUUGGAUAUGUUUUCGAGGACUUUUGCAGUGUUUUGGAGGUAGCUGAGGUCGCUUUGUUGUGUUGAGACAAAGUUCAUUAUAGUCUUGCUGAAAAACUGAAUCUACAUCUCAUUGUUGAUAUGGUGUAUAACAGCCACAACCCAUGGUAACAUGUAUAUAUACACAUAUAGUGUGUGUGUGUGUGUGAAUAUGUGUGUGUGUGUGUGUAUGUGUGUGUACAGUUAAUAGUAGCAGUAAUAGCCUGCCCCACAAGAGGAUGUUGAUUCUCCGAGAACUGUGAAAUAGGAUAUUGGAGACUUUUGGAGAGUAAGUGGCAUACAUGUAGCCUAUCUGUUUGUGUGUGUGUGUUUGUAGGUAUGUUUGUACUCAAACUUGGUGCUAAUCGCAUACAUUUUGAUGUGAGACCGUUUUUCAUGUUACUAAGCGAUGCAAAAACUAGAAAAAAACCUGAAUGCUUUUGUGUGUGGAUGUGUAUGUGUGUGCGCGUGCCUGUGAAUGUGUGUCUGCGUCUGACUGAGAGAGGAGAGAGAGAGAGAGAGAGAGAGAGAGAGAGAGAGAGAGAGAGAGAGAGAGAGAGAGAGAGAGAGAGAGAGAGAGAGAAAAUGUAUGCUGAUAGAACAUGUGCUUACAUCAUGUGUGUAUAUGUGCAACAUUGAAUUUCCUCUAACAGACUGGUUGAACUAAAAAAAAGCAUUGAAUCUUCUGUACACAUAUUAUGCUCAUAGCAAAGUAUAUUUUAACUCAUAUCAUUGUACAUAGCAGAUCCCUUUGUUGUUGCUGGUGAGUCCAGGCGUAAUGGUGUGACGUAUCUCUGUGUGUGUGAGUUGUGAAAGUGAUGGUGAGUUCAUGGCAGGAUGGGAACCCACACAAACUACUGGCAUCUAUCUCUAGUAGUUAUGCUAUUCACCAUUGCAGGCGGAAUACGUCAGCUCGAUUCCUGUGAGAGUACUUAUUUUAUGGAGUUCUUCCUCUGUUUGUUAGAAUGCUAUAUCUCACUCAGCUCAGAUUAGCCCUGACAGGAAAGGGUGAAGUAGCCCUCUCUUUGUAAGUGGUCUAUAUAUAAAAUUGUGUCAACAGGGGCGUACAACAUUUGUUGUAAAACCCCUCAAAGUAAUGUCAGAUUUCCAGUUGGGCAUGACAGGUUUCUGGUGCCUGGAGGAACUAGCACCUACAAGUACAAGCUUUGUGCCGCAAGAAACAAGUCCCAAGAUACAAGCACACUGUCUGAGGGUUCUUUCAGAUCUUCCAACACCCCAUAAAUUUGACUGUCUGAAGGUUCUUUCAGAUCUUGCAACACCCCAUAAAUUUGAUUGUCUAAGGGUUCUUUCAAAUCUUGCAACACUCCAUAAAUUUGACUGUCUGAAGGUUCUUUCAAAUCUUGCAACACCCCAUAAAUUUGAUUGUCUAAAGGUGCAACACUCCAUAAAUUUGAUUGUCUAAGAGUUCUUUCAAAUCUUGCAACACUCCAUAAAUUUGAUUGUCUAAGAGUUCUUUCAAAUCUUGCAACACCCCAUAAAUUUGAUUGUCUAAAGGUUCUUUCAGGUCUUGCAACACCCCAUAAAUUUGAUUGUCUAAGAGUUCUUUCAAAUCUUGCAACACCCCAUAAAUUUGAUUGUCUAAAGGUUCUUUCAGGUCUUGCAACACCCCAUAAAUUUGAUUGUCUAAGAGUUCUUUCAAAUCUUGCAACACCCCAUAAAUUUGGUUGUCUAAAGGUUCUUUCAGAUCUUGCUGCACCCCGUAAAUGUUAAGGCUGCAAGAUACAGCAGAUGUGGGUUGUCUAAAUGUGAUUUUUGCUUGUAUGAAAUGGAAUUCUGAAACUGCACAAUAUAACUUUUGAAUGCCAUCCUGCUGACACAUUAUAUUAUUUUAAAAUAGUAUGGGUGUGGGUAGGAAUGGGUGGUUGAAAUAGUGUGUCUGCUUGUGUGUGUGUUUGUCUGUGUGUGUGUAUGUGUGUCUAUGUAUGUGUGCGAGUGUGUCUAUGUAUGUGUAUGUGUGUGUGUGCGCACUCAUGCAUGCCAGCAUAUCAGCCACCUCAGCCAGAUACCAAAGUCUAUCAGUGAAGUGAACGGCUCACCACAAGUCGUAGCAGACAUCACACGGAUGUAGAGCACAAAUAUACGUAUAAUAAACCAUUAUUAUGGACUG